AAUUUUCCUUCUCUCUCAGGAACCCCUAGAUGAGCAUUCUCUCUCUAAAAGUAUCAACCCCAAUUCAAAAUUGGGAGCCAUGUUUCAAUUGUAAGGGGAGGAGAGAGAGUGGGGAAAUCAGUGCGCUUUCAAGUAUUGUCCUAAAUUAAGCAAUUUGAAAGCAUGGAGAAUCAACAGGGCUCAGUGAAGGAGGAAAGAGAAGAGAAUGAAGAGAUCGAUUUUGGGGAAGAAUGGGGAGGAGGAUCCUCCUCUUCUUGCUGGUACUAUUGUGCUGGUGAGGAGGGUGCACCCAUGGGUGCGGGUGGGUCCGAGCCCAUAGUGCCCAGGCCCAUGGAGGGGCUCAACGAGGUCGGUCCACCCGCUUUCUUGACGAAGACAUAUGAGAUGGUGGAUGAUCCUUCGACUGAUACAGUGGUGUCGUGGGGUCCCAAUCGAAACACAUUUGUAGUUUGGGAUCCGAAUGUGUUCGCGUCUCUGCUCCUCCCCAAUUACUUCAAGCACAGCAAUUUCUCCAGCUUCGUGCGCCAGCUCAAUACCUAUAGUUUUAGAAAGGUAGAUCCAGACCGAUGGGAGUUUGCAAACAAAGCCUUUCUCAAGGGCAAGAAACACCUCCUCAGAGCCAUCAAAAGAAGAAAACCAUCUCAUCCUUAUCACCAGACCAGCGCGCCCUCGAACCUACAAGUGGGUGCAACAGGGCUCGAUACUGAGCUCGAGCGCCUGCGCCAAGGCAAGGAACUCCUGACCAUCGAGCUCGUCCACCUUCGCCAACAGCAGCACGCCUCUCUAGUCCGCCUCAAUGGCCUUUCUCAGCGACUCGAGCACACCGAGCACCGUCACCGCCAAAUGACUGACUUCUUGGCCCGAGCCAUGCGCCACCCCACUUUCAUGCAAAACCUCGCCUCUCCGGCCCAACCCCAGAGGACCGUACUCCCCGCAGAGGAUACGACCAAGAAGAGGAAGGAGUUGGAGGGGUCAAGCUCGGGCUCCGGCUCCGGCUCGAGGAUCGAACCGUUGCUGCGCCCGUGCGGGUUCGACGAUGACGACGAUCCUUCCUUUCUGGCGGAGCUCUUUGGCGAGAGGUUCGAGCCAGUGUCGGAGCCCACGUGUGACCCUGACGUGGACACCCUGGCUGAGAAGUUAGGAUUUCUUGGCUCGGGGCACGAGCCAUAGACGCAGUUGAGCUCACGCCUCAUUGCUUUACACGUGCGCAUCCUCCAUGCAGCAACAUGGCAAGGACUUAAGAGUCUUAAGAAAUCUAGGGUUUUCAUUUCUUAGCUUAAUGUUUUUUGCGUUGUUGAAGCAGGCUGAAGCUCGAGGCUGGGACCUUAUUUUUAAUCUCUUGCUGAGGGGGAUGAACGGUUUGCUAUGAAGAAUACACUGGUUUGAUGUGAUCUCCACCGUCCAAUCUACCCAUUCCACUUCUCCACUAAAUGAUCUUGGUUUUGGUGUUUGCUUUGGCAGGUGGGCUGAGAUCGA
This is a messenger RNA of Amborella trichopoda, 1476 nucleotides long. RefSeq names its product heat stress transcription factor A-7a. Gene Ontology annotation, molecular function: DNA-binding transcription factor activity; RNA polymerase II cis-regulatory region sequence-specific DNA binding. Lineage: Eukaryota; Viridiplantae; Streptophyta; Magnoliopsida; Amborellales; Amborellaceae. Gene Ontology annotation, biological process: regulation of transcription by RNA polymerase II. Gene Ontology annotation, cellular component: nucleus. The record is from RefSeq and is a predicted model, not a curated record.